GAAUCAUACCUCCACAAUGGCUGUUCUCCCCUCUACUUCAUACCUUGAUCGCAGACCGGCUACUGCACUUCCAAUGCUCCAAGUGGAAUACAUCACUGCCACCAGUUCUGAGGCAGAGAACUUGAGAACUGCCUUCCUCUAGGAAUGGACGGACACUCACACCAAUCUCACUACCAUUGCCCUGUCAACCAUUCGGAAAAGAAGAACCGCUCAGGCAUGUUUUGUUGUUGGGAAUCAGGUUGUCCAUGGCCGUGAGGAAGAUCGGCUGAGUGUUUUUAUUAUCAUUAUUUUGGAGUGAAGCUGGUCAUGAGAGGUGGAGCCAUGGGCGGGGGAGGGGGCGGUUUCGGAGGCGAACGCAUUGUGUCCGGAGAGCCCUGCCUUACCCCGAUCCGCGUUAAGGGUAACGACAAGACUAUCCUUGACGAUGCCCGACAAGGAAACCUGACUCAGAUGAAGAAAAGGAUGAGGAACUCGAUUUUCAAGAAAAGCGAAGACAUCAAUCAGCAAGAUGAAAGACAUUGCACACCAAUGCAUUACGCAGCCAAAAACUCGGACAUCGAAAUGAUGAGAUUCAUCAUAGAAAAAGGCGGCGAUAUCACAGCCAAAGACAAACAUGGUUGGAGUCCUCUCCAAUAUGCCGUGCGCUAUGCCAAAGCUGGGGCGGUGGAAUUCCUCAUCCAAGCCGGAUCUGAUAUCCAACACCGUGAGAAAAAAGGCUGGACUUCGCUUCACUUGGCCGCUAGGAAUGGACAACCCGAAAAAGCCAGAAUCCUAUUGGAAAAUUCCGCCAAUGUUAACGACAUUCAAGAUCAAGGUUGGAACUCUUUGCAUUUGGCGGUGAGGUAUGGCCAACCUGACACAAUCAGUACCUUACUUGAAUACGGGAUUGAUAUCAAUGCCCAUAAUCGGGGAUGGACAGCCUUGCAUUUGGCCGCACUCAAUGGGCACACAGAUAUUGCUUCGAUUUUGCUGAACAAGUCUGCGUCUACAAUGUUGUCCAAUCAAGACGGAAAAACGGCCUUGGACAUUGCUCGAGAGGAGAAGCAUGAAAGGAUUGUGGCCAUUAUCUUAGAAUAUGAGUUUCAAGCCAAUACCCCACAACCUGUCUUACCUACCCCGCCUCCAACGCCGCCCUCUGCUCCACCAUUCGAAAUUGACCCUGCCUUGCGAAGUCACACAUCGGAUUUACUUCAAUGGCGAGAGAGGAUCAAGUCCGAGGUUGAUCAAUGUUCCUUGGAUAAUUCCAGGGACAGUAUUGACAGUGAAGAGUCUCCAGAUGAUAGCCUCGGACCACAAAUUGCUUGGAAGUCAUUGGAAGAGGAAACGAAGGAGCUUUUGGCGCAAUUGGAACAUCUUCGAGCCAAGGAGACUAACCAUAUCAAAGGGAAGAUGAAGCAGAUCAAGAGUAAUCAUAAGAGAAAACUUGAGCAAUUGGACGAACAAAAGUCAUUGCUGGCUGCUAAAAUUCAGGAGCAAGAACAAUCUAUCCCUAGGUUACAAGAAGAUUUCCAAUCCUUUGAAGGCAACCAAUUGGAAGCCAUGGGAGACAUUGACAUACUCUUGGCUAAUGCCUUGGCUGAAACGGAGAUCAUUGAAGCCCUUAAGAACAACCAAAUGGAGAACAGAUUCUCAGCUUGCGCUCCCACCAAAGUCCUUCUGGUCGAGGAUCUAGAAACCACUCAAAGAAUGGAGGUCCUUCAACUCCAUGAUGAACGACGUCGGCUUCAGGGUGAGAUCGAAGACAAGAAACAAGCCAUUGAGCCAGAACAGAAACUGUGCGAGGAGAAAAUUAAGAUCCUCCGAUCGGAAAUUAGUUUCCUGGAAUCUUCCAAGAUUGAUCUCGCCACGGAACACGAAAAGGACCUGAAUGAGUUGCAAGAGCAAUUGGAAAAGGCCGAACGACGCAAUGCCAUGAAGGGAGCCGAGGGGCCCGAACGAGAUGAACACUGGUUUGGUUGCCCCGUGUGUCUUAUUCUGUUGAAACCACCCAUGCGAAUUUUUCAAUGUCCUGAAGGUCACAUUCUUUGCGAGGAAUGCAAAGAGAACCCAGCCAUGGUUCAUUGCCCACAAUGCCGUUGCCAAUUGGAGGGACAAUGCUCAAGAAACAGAGCAUUGGAAGAAGUCGCCAGAUCCUAUUAUCCCAUGGCACCCAGUGAAACUCUCUGAGCAUGAUUGCCACGUGUUCCGCUCAAUGUAAAUGUAAAAAUAAGCGAGCCAUGAUUUGGUGGAAUUCGUACACAGCAAGACUUGGCGUUCUUUAUUGGUGUAAAAGCGACUUACAUUAGCUUUUUUUUUUGGUUGACAUUACUUACAAGAUCAUCAUUUGAUGUCACAAAAUGCAGCAGAUGCAGAGUCUGAUCCCAAUAGGUACGAUUCAUGGGAGAACUCUUGCAACGCGGUCGCAUUUAUAGGGGGAUUUUUCAUUUUCGAAUAGCCUAAAAUACAUGAUGACAGCCUGGAGGUCUGGCCGAGAGCUCAUACCAGCCCAUAUGAGCCCUUGGCAGUUGACUCAUUCCAAGCGGUGAAGUGGAGGGAAGAAGGGUGACGAAGGAGGAUAGGAAUGAAAAAAGCCAAAGUGCUCGGAAAUGGACCACACUCAACUAUACGGCGAAUCUGUCGGAAGGUGGGUGUGUCCGGUAGGAGUCAAAGUAAAAGCGAAGAAAGAAGGAUUUUGAAUGGAAGAACUGAGCUAGUAUCUCAAGAUCGAUCCAGCCCUUGCCAUGGAGGAUCCUCGCGCCAUGCUGGAAGCACGGGCAGCACUGCCAGCUCGGCUGUACGAAGACGACAUGCCCGAGGUACGGUAGUCUCCCAUGGCCGAGCUGCUGGACUUGUAUUCUCCCAUGGUGGAGCCGGCACGGUAAUCCCGAAGGGCGGAACCACUGCGCAUUUCUCGGGCAUUGGACAAGGCGUUUCCUGCGGAUGAAGAUGAGGAGUAAGCCAAAGCAGAGGAUUGACCGGCGGUAGCCAUAUCCGACAUGUUGGACACGUUAACGUUGUGCACAGUUUUCUUGACCACCACUUCGCGUUCGACUUCGUCAGAAACAUUCUCGCGGCGGGUAUCAGCAGUAGCGUAGACGCGUUGGCGGGAUCUGAAGGCGUUCAACGAGCUCUCGGCCUCCACGGCGCGGUUCUCAGCAGAUUCCAGUUCGCGUUGGAAUUUCUUGACACGCAUGAUGUUCGAAUUGGAAAUGGAUUCCUGCUCCUCCAUCUGCCUCUUGUACAUCUUGAUCUUCUCGUUCAAUUUUUCAAGGGACUCUUGCAGGAUGAUGAUAUUCUUCCUGUCUUC
Molecule: messenger RNA, 3286 nt
Organism: Tigriopus californicus
Lineage: Eukaryota; Metazoa; Arthropoda; Copepoda; Harpacticoida; Harpacticidae
Product: ankyrin repeat, SAM and basic leucine zipper domain-containing protein 1-like
Exons: 4
Coding region: 307-2166 (619 amino acids)
Cellular component (GO): nucleus; cytoplasm
Molecular function (GO): protein binding
Source: RefSeq, a predicted model, not a curated record